AUGGGGUGCUCCAGCUCGAGGGAGGCGGGCGGGGGCUUGGUUUCGCCGGCCGCAGCGCCGGCGGAGCGGCGGCAGGGCCUGCGCUCGCGCUCCCUCGGCAUGUGCCGCGGCGCGCACGCGUACACCGCACUGCCGUUUGAGGAACCGCUGAAGGGUGCCCGUGAUCCGGCCACGGCUGAGGAGGCCCUCCCCGGCGACGAUGCGGCGACGGAGGAGAAGCGGCGGCAUGAGGCGCCCAUCAUUUCGGCGGCGGUCAUGGCCAGCAUCGAGGAUGCUGCAUCGUCGUCGACGGCACGAUGGAGCGCAGAACCUGCGGCGUCGUCUCUGCCACCGGAACAGCUGCCUGCGCUUGACCUUGACCGGGCGGUCUUGCCUGGCGUCCGGGAGCUCGUGCAGGUGCCUUCGCCAUCGGAGAACCCGGCGCCACAGGAGGCCUGCGACGACGACAUACUCGAUGUCAGUGACUCUGUCCGCGCGCGCGUCGUCGACGGGUUCCAUGGAAAGCUGGAGAAGAAGAAGACUGCGGUGGCGACCGAGGAAGCCCCCGACGCCGUCGACGGCGACGACGUGACGGCACCAAGGCGCCGGCUCCCGCGCGCUGGGAAACCCGUGGUGCUUUACCUGACCAGCCUCCGCGGCGUGCGGCGGACGUUCGAGGACUGCCGCGCCGUGCGCGCCAUCCUGCGGUGCUACCGCGUGCGGCUGGACGAGCGCGACGUGUCCAUGCACGCCGCCUUCAGGUCGGAGCUGCGCGACCUCCUCGGCGCCGAGUUCGAGGGGCCCGCGCUCCCACGCGUGUUCGUCGAUGGCCGCCACGACCUCGGCGGCGCCGAGGGCGUGCGCGCGCUGCACGAGGCCGGCGAGCUCGCGCGCGCGCUGGCCGCGUGCGAGUGCGAGGCCGCCGCCGAGCCGACGACGGGCCGGCUCGGGCACGCCUGCGCGUGCGCGGCGUGCGGCGAGGCGCGGUUCGUGCCCUGCGGCACGUGCCACGGCAGCUGCAAGGUCUUCGUCGACGACGAGCGGUGCCGCCUGGCCGCCUUCUUCCGUCAGUGCCCGGACUGCAACGAGAACGGGCUGAUCCGAUGCCCCGUGUGCUGUUACUGACUGUUGGGUCUCGAUUGCAGUGUUGUAAUCUGAAAGGGAAGGGGUAGAUUGCAGAUUUUUUUUCCCGUGUUUGUCAUGUUGCUUGUUCGUAGCUGGUGAUCAGAAUUAGAGUUACUGUCAGAAGGUACUCUAGAUGUGAAAGUGCAGG
Molecule: messenger RNA, 1252 nt
Organism: Zea mays
Lineage: Eukaryota; Viridiplantae; Streptophyta; Magnoliopsida; Poales; Poaceae
Product: Glutaredoxin family protein
Exons: 1
Coding region: 1-1104 (367 amino acids)
Source: RefSeq, a predicted model, not a curated record